Platichthys flesus (European flounder) is the source of this 1383-nucleotide messenger RNA. Its product is annotated as free fatty acid receptor 3-like. Lineage: Eukaryota; Metazoa; Chordata; Actinopteri; Pleuronectiformes; Pleuronectidae. The coding region runs from base 139 to 1104 and encodes 321 amino acids. Gene Ontology annotation, cellular component: plasma membrane. The transcript has 2 exons. The record is from RefSeq and is a predicted model, not a curated record. Gene Ontology annotation, molecular function: G protein-coupled receptor activity. Gene Ontology annotation, biological process: G protein-coupled receptor signaling pathway; cellular response to fatty acid.
CAGAUUAUUAAGCAGCGUGUCGGGAUGAGAUCAGUCAGUCUGCUUCCAGGAGGAGGGCGAGCAGCCGGAGCGAUGGAGAUCCUGGUUCCCCGAGUCUGACAGAGUGCCUCAGUGAGUGUGUCCGUGCUGCGAGCCACCAUGAUGUUCUACAGCUACCUGCUGCUCUUUGUCUACAUCCUCACCUUCCUGAUGGGGGUCCCCGCCAACAUCCUGGCCUUCUGCACCUUCUGCCGCAAGGUGCGCCGCAAGGCCAACCCCAUCGACAUCCUCCUCCUCAACCUCACCAUCUCCGACCUCCUCUUCCUCCUGUUCCUGCCGUUCAAAAUGAAGGAGGCCUCGGACAACAUGGCCUGGCUGCUGCCCUUCCCCCUGUGUCCCUUCACCAGCUUCCUGUUCUACGUCACCAUCUACAACAGCACGCUGCUCCUCACGGCAGUGAGCGUGGAGCGGUACCUGGGCGUGGCCUUCCCCCUGAGGUACGCCGCGUGUCGCCGGCCUCGCUACGCCGUGAUGGCCAGCGUGGCCUUCUGGCUGGUGAGCUCUCUGAACCUCAGCAUGGUCUACAUCAUACCCUACGUCCAGUGGAGCAAAUGGGCAGAUGGUGAGAACCCCAACGGCAGCAGCAUUGGACCCCCACUCACCUGCUACCAUAACUUCUCACUGGAUGAGCUAGAGAUCAUUCUGCCGUUCCGCCUUGAGCUCUUCAUCGUCCUCUUCUGCAUCCCCUUCUUAAUCUGCUGCUUCUGCUAUGUCAACUUCAUCCUCAUCCUGUCACAUCUCCCAAACAUCAGCCGGCGGCGGAGGCUGCGUGCCAUAGGCCUGUCACUCGGGACGCUGAUCGUGUUCACCGUCUGCUUCGGGCCUUACAACGCCUCCCACCUGGUGGGGUUCCUCAACAUGGAGAGCCUGGAGUGGAGGAACGUGGCGUUGCUCUCCAGCACCUUAAACGCCUGCCUGGACCCGAUCAUCUUCUACUUCUCGUCGGCGGCGGUCAGGAGCAUGUUGAAGCUCUGCUUCAGGAACAUCUUGGCCAAGCUGCACAUCCUGAGGUGUGGGGGGGCUCCGCACCAAUCCAAGAAGAGCCAGGAAGCAGCCCCCCCAUGAAGAAGAGUUUUAAUAACUAUUCAACACUUUUGUUCUUCCCUUUAGACUUUUGAUGAGCGGAGGUCUCGUCUAUUUCAUCAUCGAAAAACCGACAAGAGUGAAGAAUCACUGUUGCAAUAAACACUUGAAUGUGCGUUUUUAUAUUUCAGUUAUUUAUCUGCUUAUUUAUGCCUGAGACCUGUCGCACAAGCACAUUAACACAAAAGCUUAAGAAUUGCAACAGACGUGAGUGAUUGCUAAAUGUAACUCAACUCUUUUUACUGUCAACAUCCACUGCUA